Ustilago hordei is the source of this 948-nucleotide messenger RNA. RefSeq lists its product as uncharacterized. NCBI's taxonomy places the organism in Eukaryota, Fungi, Basidiomycota, Ustilaginomycetes, Ustilaginales, Ustilaginaceae. Gene Ontology annotation, molecular function: nucleic acid binding. The record is from RefSeq and is a predicted model, not a curated record. Bases 1 to 948 code for a protein of 315 amino acids. The transcript has 3 exons.
AUGUGUUGCUGGGAACAAAUGACCUAUUGGAACUGCCUACUUGUACCUGACCUCAUGACAAACCUCAUUGGCACAAAGUUGGUCAUGCAAGCUCAAGGCAUGGUGACCUUCGAGAAUGAGCUAGUCACUGUCCAGGACAAGCAUGGCUGUACAAUCUGUGUGCCAACCAGCAGGGACAGUUACCCUGCAGCUGCCAUGAUCAUAUGGGACAACAGCAUGCCUGAACCUGCUGUCUCCCUUGCCUUUGCUAUGACAACAGCUAGCACAGUACAUCCACCUGAGUCCUGCAACAAAGCAGAUCUAUGGCACCAGAGGUUAGGCCAUGCUAGCCAUGAAUCAAUCAUGCACACACAUGCAGUGACUCAUGCUCACAACAUUCCAGUGAACCCCACUACUCAGUCUGGUGUCCUUUGCAAUGUCUGUGUACAAAGCAAAGCUAUUGCACACAAUGUUGCCCACCCUUGCCACAUUGAAAAACCACUUGAUUUGGUCUCAAUGGAUGUGAUGGGUCUGCUACAUGGUAAUACUAAGUUAGCAUAUGUGCUCAUCAUUCAUGAUGCUUUCUCUGACAUGAUCUGGCAAAGGUGGGGUGUCCCAGGAGGCAAUGUGGUGGCUCAAGGAGGUACAUGUUGCCACACCUCAAGGACCACCACACUUAUCCCCGAUCAUGGACUCAAAGAGGUUCGUGUGGACCAGGGCAAACUAUGGUCCACUACCUUCCGAGACACCUGUUCAUCCAAGGGAGUGAAAAUCACUGCCUCACCAACUCAGCAGCAUAUGAUCAAUAUCAAUACGAAGGUUAUGAUGACACCAAGGUCUGGUGUGAGUGUUGAUGAUGAUGAGGUUGAUGGUGUUGGUGAUAAGGUUGGUGGCGUCAACAUGAGUGUCCAACCACAGUGGACUACUGCCUUCGGUUCUAUCUUAAUCUGGACCACUGGUUUGCUAUGA